ACACGUCCCGGUGCGCUCCGCGGGUGCGGCCUCUCGCGCGGCGCGCGGUUGCUAGGUAGCAGCGCGCCAACGACGCCAGCUGGGCUGCCGGCUGCGGGCUGCGGGCUGAGGGCAGUGUCCCGCUGACCCGAAAGCCCUGGGCACGGCCUGAGUCCGCCGCGACCCCGCGCUCCCCCGGGCGCUGGGACCUGCGGCGCAGGCGGAGCCGGAGAAGACAGGCGGCUGCAGGGUCCUGCCGGGAAGAUGUCCUACUACGGAAGAUGCAUUGAGAUUGUGAUAGAGCAACUGGACAAAUUUAAACCUGAGAAAGACAGUCCUGAGCUGUUCCUGGAAGCCGUGUCCACCUCCCUGCAGCCGGGAACGUGGGUGCAGGGCCGGGAGCACAGCCCUCUCCCCUCGCGGGUUUCACGGCCAGCCGGAUCACGGUCUGCACGCCCACCAUCUCCUGCGCUGAGCCCCCAGAAGCAGGCAUUCGUCACAGAGCUCCUGUCUGGCUGCCUGAAGUACCGGAAGCUCCUGGCCAUCGUAGUGGACGCCUUCUAUGUGCGAGAUGGCCAGCUCUGCCUGUGGGCCGACUAUAGUCUCUUCCAAGUGCUCUGCUACCUGGCCACCUUCCAGCUGGAUGAGCUCGGCUUCCAGCUCUUCUGCAGCAUUGUCAGGGCCCUGCCUGCGGGCAAGACCUGCAAGUUCCUCAGGUUCUUCUUCAGCACCUUAAACCUAUGCUCCUGGAUCAAGGACGAGUGGAGCCUGAUCUACACGCCGGCCCACGUGCAGGAGAACUGGAUCGAACCCCUGCUGAGGUGGCAGCCAGAGGUCCAGGGCCUGCUGGACCAGCUGGAGGGGGGAUCGGCCCAUCAGGCCGCUCUCAGCAAGGUCCAGGCCAAGCUCACAGAGCCUCGGGAAUUCAGCCUGACCACACCCCGGCCCCGCGCCAUUCCAGUGCCCGACCCAGUCCCCACUGUGGCCAAGCCAAGACCUGUCCCACGGAGCACCUACCAGGAGCCCAGGGAGCAGCAGCAGCUGCAGCUGAUCAAGAGAUCCAACCGCCUGAAGGCCGAGGAGCUGCUGCUGCUGGCCAACAGAGAAGAGCUGCGGUGCGCCAUGCCCAGGCCCCAUGGGGGGCCACCCACACAGGACUCCAAGCAGCAGCUGCGGCCUCAAUCCGCCUUGCCCCGCAUCCGGAAGACUCCCAAGCUGACCUUCUACAGGCCUGACCAUGUCCCUGUCAAGCUGAACGCUGCUGCCAUCCUGCGGGAAGGGGCCCUGUACCGGCGCCAGGUGGAGAAGGAGCUACAGAGAGUUGACAAGCUUGUGGACGGGCACGGGGACAUCUCUGAAUUCCUUGAGUGGCAGGAGAGGAUGCAGGCCAAGGACCGAGCGGAGCAGCUGGCUAUGAGUGAGUGCCGCAGGCUGCAGGGGAAGCUGAGUCACGAGGAGGCGGUGCUGGCCCGGCAGCAUGUCCUGCAGGAGAACAAGCAGAAGGCAGACCAGAAGAAGGAGCAGACCGCAGAGCUGAUGCUGCAGUGUGCGGAGCGUCGCCUCCGGGAGGACAGGGCCAUGAAGGAGCUGGCGGAGCAGGUGGCAGAGGCGCAGAAGAAUGUCAAGGUGGCUCAGAUGAAGCUGGUGAAGAGCCGGCGGCAAAUAGUCCAGGAGAUGACCGACGAGAGCCGGGAGCUGCUGCAGCGCAGCAUGAAGGCAGCCGAGGAGGAGCACAGGCGGCGCUCGGAGCUCAUCUCUCAGCUGCGUGCGCUGGAGACGCGGCCCUCACGCAAGGGCAAGCUGGUGGACCUGACCCAGAUCCCCGGAUAUGGCCUGGAAGGGGAGAUGUCAGUGGCGGAGCUGCGGGAGCGGCUGGCUCUGCUCAAGGAGACGCAGAAGCGUGAAGAGGAGGAGAGGCGGGAUCAGAUCAUCCGGGACAAGCGCACCAAGAGCGAGGAGCUGCUGAACACCAUGGAGCAGAUAUCCCUGUGCCGCAUGGCUGUGGGGAGAACCGCGGCCCUGAGGUACGUGGGAACGGAAGCUUUCAAGCUCAAGACCCAGAUGCAGUUACUUGGCACUCAGGUCUCAAGGACAACCUUCUGUCACGUGACCCCGGGUAACUAGCUAGCUGCUUAUCUGUCUGCAGAGCCAUUUGGAGAUAGUUACAGGCCUCAGAUGCUUCCUCCCUGAACAGCCUAGCUGCAUCCCCUAAAAAAAGACUGUCCUACAUAACCCAAUGCCAUGACACAGCUAGGAAAGGUAACAAAAUUCCCAGCCUCACCUAAGUAUCUUGUCCAUAUUCACACUUCUGCAGCACCCCAAGAUUGUUGAAACUUCUUAAAGAUUUGAUAACUUUUUUUUUUCUUUUAAAACCAGGACCUGGUGCUUACUUAGGCAGCACAUAUACUAAAACUGGAAC
Molecule: messenger RNA, 2398 nt
Organism: Chinchilla lanigera (long-tailed chinchilla)
Lineage: Eukaryota; Metazoa; Chordata; Mammalia; Rodentia; Chinchillidae
Gene: Cfap99
Product: cilia and flagella associated protein 99
Source: RefSeq, a predicted model, not a curated record